GUGAAUCAGGUCUUCAAGUCAUGCUCUCCCAUUGUAAACUUUCAUUCAUAUACUUCCCAUUGUCCUCUUAUUGUCAAUGAACAUUCACUCUAGUCAUUGUGCUCGGCAAACAAUGAGGUGUUCAGGUCAAUAGUCUUUCUUUCUGCAUUUUAUAAAUUUAUUUCUCCUCGAACCCUUUCUACUUUCCAUCUCAUACAUUCCCUCGAUCUUUCGAACCACCGUCACCGAAUCUUUCUACUGCAGGCAGUCGAAUUCUACAGCUACUACAGCCACCCACAAAACCACUUCUAAUACACAAUUCAAUAUGUUUUCCGAAUCCAAGAUGGGUCCCGGCUACAUCACGCUGAACAUCCUUCGACUCUUCAACAUCAUCGUCCUGUUCCUUCUCGUGGUUGCUAGCUGGAUUAUGCUUGUCAUGACGGUCAAGACAUCGAAUUUCUUCUUCUUCGACGGAGCCGCUCACUUCGUAAUCAGUGCCCUCGGCAUCUUCCUCAUCGUGUCCGAGUCAGGAUUCUUCAAGAAGUGGUUCGCGCGCUGCUGGCCCUCAUUCUGCGAUGAGUCUGGCUUCGUCGCUCUCGGCAUUUCAAUGAUAUGUCUGGGCUUCAUCACCCUCGGAAAUCUCAACAAGGUCGCUACAAGCGUGGAGAACCUAGGCUUGCCUAUGUGGCGAGUUGUCAUAUCAUCGGGGAUCCUCAACUCGCUGUUUGGGCUUUUCAAUAUCAUCGCAACGUACGUAUUCUGCGACUCUAAGCUUGGCAUCACUGGUCGCCAGGUCCGCGCGGAGGGUGCCGCGAUUCCCAAGGAUCCCUCCGGAAAAUCUGCCUUCAGCGUCUCCAGUGGUUCUAUUCGCCGUCCUGCUACUCCUGUUCUCCCCAGCUACUCCGAAGAUCGACGAAAGUCCAAGUUCGGCAUGAAGUGGCCCAUCAGUAUCUCGAGACCAGUCGUCCAAGACCCCGAGCGUUUCAAUGCCUGGAAUGACAGAAGCUCCCCAGUCAUCCCAGAAAUCCAGCGUCCCUCAACUUCACUCCACCCAGCCUACAAAGGAGGAGAUUCCUAUCCACCCCCCCCUCCUGUUCCAGCCCCAGCCUCAUCACGAUACAGCGAGGUCAGCAACAUGACUAGAUUCUAGAUAAUCAUAGAAGGGGAUUUCUCAAGAGGCGUUCAUGGAGUUUUGUUCCCCCCUUUUGCUCCCUCAAAAUACCCGCUCUUUACGAAGCACAUUUUCACAUUUCGAGGGAGUUAUGGCGCACAACGGGCACACGGGUUCCAUUUCACAUGUGUCUCUAAUUCAAUGGAGAUUCCAAUAAAUCAUAAUAAUUUCCAC
Messenger RNA from Hyaloscypha bicolor E, 1324 nucleotides. RefSeq lists its product as uncharacterized. The record is from RefSeq and is a predicted model, not a curated record. The transcript has 4 exons. Lineage: Eukaryota; Fungi; Ascomycota; Leotiomycetes; Helotiales; Hyaloscyphaceae. Bases 305 to 1129 code for a protein of 274 amino acids.